Trypanosoma cruzi is the source of this 1554-nucleotide messenger RNA. RefSeq lists its product as uncharacterized. The record is from RefSeq and is a predicted model, not a curated record. NCBI's taxonomy places the organism in Eukaryota, Euglenozoa, Kinetoplastea, Trypanosomatida, Trypanosomatidae. The transcript has a single exon. The coding region runs from base 1 to 1554 and encodes 517 amino acids.
AUGCCCGGCGCAAGAUCAGCGGCGGCGACAGCAACCGUGUCGACAGUCACCACAACUGCAGACGUCUUUGAAGCAGACAUUGUACGUCUUGUCCGUCUACACCAUAUUCACACCGUGGAGCUGCUCUCUGCAGCGGAGGAAACACAUGUGGGGGCGGCGGCAUCUUUCUCUUCUUCUCUCACUGCCCUUAUUGUGGUUGAGGCACGACUAACGAGCACUCUGACAUGGCAGCCUGAUUUGCGGAACCGAUUUCAGUGCGAAAAAAACUCCAAGUGCGACGGCAGUGUCUUCACAUAUCACAUCACUUUCCUGCAUCCAACAGACGCAGCGCCGGAGGCUUCGCCCUCCCUUCCACUCAAGUUGCCGCGAAAUUCACUCUGCGCAAGAUGGUGUACAGAGUUACAGCGCCGGUUAGCUGUUUGCUCGGCAUUGACGGGCUUCCCAACUCGUCUCUGUGUCUCACUUCUGCCGUAUGUUCCGAACCUCAUCUGGGACAGGGGACGCGAUGGGCUUCUCGGAGCAACGCACAGCACGACGAUGAUGUCAAGUCCUGCGGAAGGAAGUGUCGUCUACAGUGACGGUGAUUUCGCGGCUGAACAGUUGGUACGAGUAGCAAUACUUUUAAAUGCCAACAUCCCAUUGGGACCACGAGGGGGGCGAAAUACAGCGGUGUUGUUGCUUCAUGCCGCAGACGGUGAUAUUUGCUCUCUCACCCCCUCCUCUUCUCGUUUACUAACAUCUGAAGAGGGAAGAAAGCGACGGCGACAGUCGACUUUGAAAAGUGAGCGAUUGAAAACAGACAGGUUGGUUGAAAAGGAGUCAUUCUUUCCAUUGUUGUCUCGCUUCAGCGAAGCGUACAUUUUACCGAGGAUUUCAUGGGAAGCAGUGUGGUCUCGUCCUAUGCAAAUGGAGAAGGACAGUAGCCAUGAUGUGUGUGGAUUGCGCGAGCAGCUUGGGUGUAGUUUUUACUUGGAGGGUUCCCUUGACGCACGGAGUGCGCAGAGCAUUACUGUCAUUGUAGACGCUCCCUUUGAACUGUGGUGCCGUGCAGUUUACGGUGAUACCCCCAUUGGGUCAAGUGUUGACAAUGGCUUUUUGCAAGGGUUCCCGAGCUGCGUUGCGAAGACAGUUAUGGGCGCCCUGUCCCGCCUUGCAGCGGAGAACAUUGACUGCUUCAGACGACGAUUGACGUCGAUGUCAGGUGGGGUCGAGGGCGUGACGGAUGAGGAGGAAGGAGAGGAAGAAGGAGCGUCAACCCUCUCAGCAGCAGCGGUAUCCAAUCCCGUGCACCAGUCAUGGUCGCUGUUGGCCCAGAGUAUUGCUGACAGUCUUGCCCACAUUGUGCGAACUUCGCGGAACCGAGUUUUUGUUGCAGAGGUACAUCGGCUGCUGGCGAAUCAUCAAGGGGAUGAGAAGCCACAGACUGCAUGUUCUGAUGCCAAAGGCAAUCCCGCCGUCGAUUUGGGUUCCGGGGCUGAGUGCUCGCCGCCCCCUCUCGCUAAAACAAUUGCGCUACUCCGCUGGGCGGUUGAGACCCGUCUCAUGGAGCAGUGA